This is a messenger RNA of Phytophthora nicotianae INRA-310, 315 nucleotides long. RefSeq lists its product as hypothetical. The transcript is spliced from 2 exons. NCBI's taxonomy places the organism in Eukaryota, Oomycota, Peronosporomycetes, Peronosporales, Peronosporaceae. The coding region runs from base 1 to 315 and encodes 104 amino acids. The record is from RefSeq and is a predicted model, not a curated record.
AUGUGCUCUCAGUCCUACCACACUGGGGAGGUCUUGGGGUCGAACUUUGAGAUGCAGUUUAUGCCGCCACACUGGCAACGGAACAACAAACGGUUGGACUCCCGGUACCGGAAUGUUAGUUCUCUUAAGGGGGGAAUGUCUUCGUUUGCGAAUAUUCCUAAGCGCGACGUGUUUGCCCAUUCAAGCUCGUAUAGCUUACAGUUCGGGUUACCCGAAUGGUUGAUGAAGCGGCUCUCAUUACCGCACCUGGCGGCAUCGAUGUACAUGUCUUGGGGUCCGUCCCAGCUGGCCUUUGCUUUGAGUUCAACUUGGUAG